AUGAGUGUGGAGAGUGAUGACAAGCGAAGCACACGCACACGCUCCAAGGGAAUCAGAGUUCCCACCGAGCUCGUUGGACAAGAGCUGAGCUGCCCCACCCCUGGAUGCCAUGGCUCUGGCCACAUCAGUGGGAGAUAUUCACGACACAGAAGUGUGCUGGGCUGCCCAUUAGCCAGGAAGAGACGUCUGGCGGAUGCUGAGGCAGAGCAGGAGCAGCCAUCUUCUAAAAGGAAGUCCCACCCUCUAAAGCUGGCCAUGGACGAGGGCUUCAGCGUGGACAGUGAUGGGAGCAGCGAGGACGAGGUGGAGGGGGAGGCCAGGGAGGAGGAAGAGGAGGAGAAGGAGAAGGAAGAGAAGACAGAGGAACAGCCACAGGCACAGCAGGAAGAAAAUAAAACAACAUGUAAAGCUGAGGAGGGGGAAUGGCCUAAGAGAGCGGACUACUCCAGCUACCAUCAGAUCCUAGCCAACUCUCUACUAUACCUGCGCGGAGUCCCCGACACCGCAGAGACCACCUCACAGGAGCCCGUUACCAUGGAGACAGAGAAGGAUAUCACAGCUGUGGAGCACGCCACUGUGGCAGUGGAACACCCACAGCAGGACAAGGCUGAGGAAGACGAGGAGGAGGAAGAGUAUGAAGAGGAGAGGAGAGAAGCAGAUCACCAGCCACAGGAGAUCCUGGAUGAAGAGGAGGAGGAAGAUGACAUUGAGGAGGUGGAUGAGAGAGUGCACCCUGUCGUCCUGCCCACCUCUACCUCCAUUAGCAGCAAUGCAGCAGCUCAGGGACCAGCCACACAGGGGGACAGAACUAGAGAGCACUACAUGCCCAAAAGGACCAGCCUCCUGGAGAACUACAAUUCCCACAGGACCAGCCCACGGGAUAACUACAACCCCCACAGGACCAGCCUCCUGGAGAACUACAACCCCCACAGGACCAGCCCACUGGAGAACUACAACCCCCAGAGGGCCAGCCCACUGGAGAACUACAAUCCCCACAGAGUCAGCCCCUUACAGCACUACAUCUCCCAUAAGGCCUCAGGAGCCUCUGACAUAAUCGAGGUGCGCUCAGAGGAUUCGGGGAAGGACUAUGAAGAUGGUGAUGAGGAGGAGGAAGAUGAUAGUUUGUCUCAGAGGUGGACGGAUGAGUCAGAGACGUAUGAUAUGACCCGGGGAAAUCUGGGGCUCCUGGAGCAGGCCAUCGCCCUGAAGGCAGAACAGGUGAAGGGGCCUCGCGACCUCCUCCUCCUCCGUCACCCCGCCGUCACCCCGGAGCUCCACCACCGCUACUUCAGCAUGGACGACCGGCCCAAACACCUGAACGCCAUGCGCAACAGCUGCUUCAGCAGCAAAGAGGGCAGCAGGCCAGAGAAGAGGGAGAUCAAAUGCCCCACCCCUGGCUGUGACGGGACUGGUCAUGUUACUGGACUCUACCCCCACCACCGCAGCCUGUCUGGUUGUCCACACAAGGACAGGAUCCCUCCUGAGAUCCUGGCCAUGCAUGAGAACGUGCUGAAGUGUCCAACUCCAGGCUGCACUGGACAGGGUCAUGUUAACAGCAACCGCAACACCCACCGCAGUUUGUCAGGAUGCCCCAUCGCAGCCGCAGAGAAGCUGUCCAAGAGCCUCAACCUUGACAAGCAGCAUCUCUCCCAGCCAGUCAGAGAGCACCUCAAAGAAAGUCCCAACAACAAUGACCGAGUCCUGAGGCCCAUGUGUUUUGUGAAGCAACUGGAGGUGCCUCAUUAUAGGCAGUACAGGCCCAACAUGAUACCCGCCACACCUCGUGCCAACCUGGCCAAGGAGCUGGAGAAGUACUCCAAGGUCUCCUUUGAUUAUGCAAGCUUCGACUGUCAGGUGUUUGGAAAGCGUGUGCUUGCAUCAAAUACACCGACCAGCGAAACCUCACCCAAAGCCUUCAAAUCUAAAGUCUCGUCCCCAAAGUCUUCUUCUCCCAGCCUCAGCCUGCAUGGAGGCUAUGGAAAGACUGCCUCGUCUUCUGCCUACGACUAUUCCCAUGAAGCCCAGGCAGCCCACAUGGCCGCUACAGCCAUCCUCAACCUGUCCACGCGCUGCUGGGAGAGGCCUGAGAACCUGAGCACCAAGCACCAGGACCUGGCUAGCAAG
Molecule: messenger RNA, 2124 nt
Organism: Salvelinus namaycush (lake trout)
Lineage: Eukaryota; Metazoa; Chordata; Actinopteri; Salmoniformes; Salmonidae
Product: myelin transcription factor 1-like
Exons: 11
Biological process (GO): regulation of transcription by RNA polymerase II
Cellular component (GO): nucleus
Molecular function (GO): zinc ion binding; DNA-binding transcription factor activity, RNA polymerase II-specific; RNA polymerase II cis-regulatory region sequence-specific DNA binding
Source: RefSeq, a predicted model, not a curated record